Messenger RNA from Brassica napus (rape), 726 nucleotides. RefSeq names its product flowering locus K homology domain-like. Gene Ontology annotation, molecular function: mRNA binding. The transcript is spliced from 5 exons. Bases 1 to 726 code for a protein of 241 amino acids. Gene Ontology annotation, biological process: regulation of gene expression. Gene Ontology annotation, cellular component: nucleus; cytoplasm. The record is from RefSeq and is a predicted model, not a curated record. NCBI's taxonomy places the organism in Eukaryota, Viridiplantae, Streptophyta, Magnoliopsida, Brassicales, Brassicaceae.
AUGGUUCAGGAUUUGCCUGUUUUUGCUCUUCAGGACGAUAGGGCUGUUGAAGUUGUGGGGGAACCAACAAGUGUUCAUAAAUCCUUGGAGCUGAUUGCAUCACACCUCAGAAAGUUUUUGGUUGAUCGUAGCAUCAUCCCAUACUUCGAAAGCCAGAUGCAAAAGCCAACUCGCCAGAUGGAUCAUAUGCCGCCUCCGCCAUCACACCAGUCCUGGGGUCCACCUCAAGGCCAUGCUCCAAGUGGUGGAGGAGGAGGUCCUGGCUAUGGUCACAACCCAGCUCCAUAUAUGCAACAACCUCCAAGACUUGAUAGUUACUAUCCACCUCCAAUGGAGAAGCAACCUCAUCAAGGUAUAUCUGCAUAUGGAAGGGAGACUCCUAUGAAUGUGCAUGUCUCAUCGGCCCCACCUAUGGCCGCUCAGGCAGAUGCCGUGAUUGGGACAUCAGGUUCAAACAUAAGCUACACUCGUCGUCUUAGCGGAGCAACAGUUACCAUUCAAGAAACAAGAGGAGUACCUGGUGAAAUGACUGUUGAGGUUAGCGGAACUAGUUCACAAGUCCUGGCCGCUAUGCAGCUUAUCCAGAACUUCAUGGCUGAAGCUGGAGCACCCGCACCGGCACCAGCACAACCGCAAGCUGUAGUGGCACCAGAGCAGCAAGGCUAUAACCCCUACGCAACACAUGGCUCAGUCUAUGCAGCGGCGGCUCCGACGAACCCGCUUUGA